Molecule: messenger RNA, 831 nt
Organism: Xiphophorus hellerii (green swordtail)
Lineage: Eukaryota; Metazoa; Chordata; Actinopteri; Cyprinodontiformes; Poeciliidae
Product: galactose-specific lectin nattectin-like
Exons: 7
Coding region: 184-747 (187 amino acids)
Source: RefSeq, a predicted model, not a curated record
ACUUUGGCUAAAUGAGAGUCGAUAACCUGUUUGUAGGCGGGUGUGUGUGUGUGUGUGUGUGUGUUUUACUUAUAUGCUCUCUCCUAUUUUCUGUUUUCAUACCUCCCACUAACAGUAAAUGAAAGUUGGUCUCUUCCUCUGCAUGCUGAGGUGAUUAUUGUCUCCGUUUGCAUAAACACAACAAUGAAGAUCCUGAUUCUGUCAUUCGUUCACUGUGCCUUGUUGGCUUCAGGCAAAGCUGUUGUUCUUCCUAAAGCAGACGCUCUGAAGGGCUUGAAAUGGACUAACGCAGCAGCAAUAAACAACCCAGUCAAUAGUUCAAGUCCUUGCUCUUCCGGCUGGUCUGAGUUUAACGGACGCUGCUUCCGCUUCUUUCCUGUACCGAUGAGUUGGGCUUCAGCUCAGAGAAACUGUGUGUCCUUGCAGGCCAGUCUUGCAUCCAUCCAUAAUAUUGAUGAGUAUCAUGAGAUUCAAAGGUUGAUAAAAGCUUCAACUAAUGAGCUUGUAAGAACCUGGAUUGGAGGCUCUGAUGCACAAGAGGAAGGCACCUGGUUGUGGAGUGAUGGAAGUCCAUUUCACUACACAAACUGGUGUGCUGGAGAGCCCAAUAAUGGUGCUACCGAUCCCAGAGGCGUUCAGCAAUGUUUACAAAUGAAUGAUAAACCUGAAAAAUGCUGGGAUGACUUGUGGUGUAACUUUGCUCUACCAUUUGUCUGCGCCAAGAAAAUCUGCCCCUGUGCUCAAUGAAAGGCCUGAUAAAAACCAAACUGCAAAAGUAGCAGAAGUUACAAAUUAGCCACAGGAAAUAUUCUACUGUUUUGUCUAGAAGAC